Molecule: messenger RNA, 1680 nt
Organism: Lactuca sativa (garden lettuce)
Lineage: Eukaryota; Viridiplantae; Streptophyta; Magnoliopsida; Asterales; Asteraceae
Source: RefSeq, a predicted model, not a curated record
AUGACGGUGUUGUAUGGGUUGUACAAUGGAAUUAACCUAGUUUAUGGGUCCAUUAUCUGGCAUCAGUUGGUUCAAAGCUUGGUCUCUUCAUCCAGGCAUUCUGAGAUCUCAUGUGGGCAUUUCUGGUCUCUCAUCACCAACUGGGAAAUGGAUCGCCUUCGUGUUCGAAUAAUGGCGGACUCCUUGCUCUCAUCCAUUGCUACCUUUCAUACGAAAAAAAUCAUCGUUACUGAUCCAACAAAGUUUUCGUUUAUUGGAUCCAUUCCUGAAGCAAUGCUCAUUCGUAUUUCUGCGUCGAGUAACGUUCUUCAACAGUACAUGAAGCGUCCAUCUGUAGGCCCAAGAGAGCUCACACUGACUAUGAUUUGUUCCAUUAAAGAGGCUGACAAGCCAGCCAAGAAGGAUAAGAAGCCUGAAACACAGAAGGAAGGUCCGGUCAUUAAACCAACUAAGGGAUAUGUCCCUCCUAAGCAGAAGAACGCUCCUCCUUCAGAAUUUGAGAGCGAAAGCUCUGAGGAAGAGGCUUCGGGCCGAGGUGAUACUCUGCCUCGCUCCCCUACCCCAGAAAUUCCAGUUCACUCUAAUCCUCCUUCACCUCCACCUGUAACAAUCCCAGUCUCCAUCCCUCUUAUCUCUCCAAUUACCACCUCACAACCAUUCACUACAAUUCCUAUUCCCACUCCCAUUUUCACAGAUACCACCACUACCACUACUACCACAAAACCACACUCUACUGUUCCCAACCCUCCUGUCACAACCGAACUUCCUGUCACAAACGAACCUCCACCUUCUUCAAAACCCUUAUCUCCCACACAAUCUACUGAAACAACCCCUAUUUUAGGUGGUGAGGAUUUCGAAUUCGAUUCCACAUAUUUCAGUCCUUAUCGAGUGCAGAGCGAUGAUGAUGACGAUGAGCCUGUUACAAAACGUCAUCUCAAAUCGGUAAACGAAAAGCUUGAUCAACUGCUUUCAUCCUCUUCCUCUGGUGCCUAUUCUGAAGCUGCCUUGAAGGCCUUGUUCUCUUCAGUUGUCACCGAACACAGUGCCACUUUAUCUGCUGUAGCCAAGGCAAUCGAAGCCUCUACUUCCUUAUGUCAACAGGCCUCUCUUGCUGUUGAAGCCUCUACUAAGGAGUUCAAGGAAGCGACCGCAAAAGUCGAUAAACUAGUGUCUGAAGCUCAUUUAUUUCUAGAUUCCUUGCAGGCUGCUGCUGCCAAAAACGCUCAAACUGUCAACGCUUCAGUAGAGAAUCUUCAAAGGUCUCUUCAAUCUGAGCGCUCGAACCUUGAAGCGGCACGCCAAGCCAUUGAAGAAGCCAAUGAAACGCUCCAUGCUAAUGUCAACGAACGCUUAACUCAACUGGAGGUGGAGUUAGCUGUGGAGAAUCGCAUUAUGGAUGAGCUAGACAGACGUACUGCCCAGCUUAAAUUGCAAACACACAAGCUGCGUACUGCUAAUGCUGAGAUUAAUGACCUCAAGUCAGAAAGGGAGGUCAUUAGGAGUUCUGCUACAGAUGUUCACUCCAUCCUUCUUCAUCUAAUUGAGGCUCAUGAUCCGAUCAUCACUAUAACUGUCAGGCGUCAUCUGGCGGACAAGCUCAGACCGGUAUUGGACAUUCUUAGCCGUAUCGAGGGUGUUCCGGUGACUGGGGUCCAACCGAAAAAGGGGGAGAGAAAGUGA